Molecule: messenger RNA, 578 nt
Organism: Aspergillus costaricaensis CBS 115574
Lineage: Eukaryota; Fungi; Ascomycota; Eurotiomycetes; Eurotiales; Aspergillaceae
Product: GFA family protein
Exons: 5
Coding region: 76-459 (127 amino acids)
Molecular function (GO): carbon-sulfur lyase activity
Source: RefSeq, a predicted model, not a curated record
CUCUAAAUCCCGGCAAGCUGCCACGAAUCGAGUCAUCACACUCCAUCUUCCACAUCCAUCUACAGCACCUCAACGAUGCCCUACACCGGCCGUUGUAACUGCACCAGCGUCUCCAUCACCCUGCCGGCACAGCCGGAGAGGAGUGUAGCCUGCCACUGCAUCAACUGCAAGAAAGCUGGAGGAGGCUCUUUCUCAAUCAACUACUUCAUCAAUCAAAGUGACAUGACUAUCGAAGACCCCAGCCAGGCAAUGACGAUCUACAGCGAUCCCAACACUUCUUCGGGGAACAUCGUCCAGCGUCAUUUUUGCUCCAGUUGUGGAAGCCCACUAUUCACGUUGUCGCCAAAAGUCCCGGGUAAAGCGUAUCUGAAAGCAGCGCUGUUUGACAUUGUGUCAAAGCCAGAAUCGGUGUUUUUCGGCGAUAAGCAGGAGGAGUGGGUGAGCAUCAACACGGCAUAGUGUGCUCACUGCUCAAUGCUAGCUUGGGUGGAGCAUUAGCGGAGUUAGGGUCCGGGGUUGAAUGAGGGGAUAAUUAGCGUGAUGGUCAGAGGGAUUUUAUAGAGUUGAUUCUAGUCGAG